CGGCUACUGACGUGUAUGCACAGCAAACGUACGGGACUGGAGAAGGCGCUGCAUCAAGUGGAGCAAGCCCUCAGGCGGACCAGCUCCGGCGCCGAAGCUACCAAGAUUGUCUCGGAGCUCAAAGUCCUCCUGGGCCCCGGGCCCCACGGGCCAAUAUCGCUGCUUAAUCAUGACCAAUCCGGGACCAGGAGUGCGGAACCUCGCCGGGAAUCCAAGCAGGGCGACAUCCUCUUGCCGGAUGCCUCCUCGGAUGCCGGCGACAGCUCGACCUCGGAUCAGGAUGCCAUGAGUGUGCCGCAAGGAUCGACGCCGUCUCAGGGCCAUGUUGCGGAGGAGAGUUUGGCGGUCGACGACGCCGAGAACCCUCUCCAACUGCUCGCGCGGGCAUCGGAUCUGCAUGUCUCACCUAAGUCAGGGGCCGACCACGUGGCGGCGGAGCACAUGUCUCACCAACGAACGCGCCAGAACAAACAAAGCGAGAAGAUAUCCGAAGUCGAGAAAUUCUUCAAGCUCAGCCAGUUCAGCCUCGACACGGGGCCGGACCUGGACCCGAUCAACCUCGGCCUGGUCACGGCCGAGGAAGCCGAAACACUGUUCAACUUCUUCCACCAGAACCUUGCCCACACCCGCUGGGGCCUUGACCCGGCCCUCUACACAGCCUCAUUCACGCGCUCCCGCUCCGCCUUCCUCUUCACCUCCAUCGCCGCCGCCGCCGCCCUCUUCAUGCCAUCCGCCUCGGCACUCUCACGGCGGCUGUCCAACCACUGCAAGACUCUCGUCAACCGCAUCAUCCUCGACCGCUAUCGCUCCGUGGAGAUUGUGCUCGCGUUCAUGGUCAACGUGCCCUGGAUGUUCCCCGGCAAGCACAGCACCGACGAUGAGACCUGCUGGUACGUCUCGAUGGCCACGACCAUGGCACUCGACCUGUCGCUGCACAAAAUCCUGGUGCCGGUCGCGUCGCUGAGGGAUGGCGCUUGCGGGCGCGCCGGCAGCUACGGGGGCAUCGCGCGCGCGGAUUGCAUUGACCCCAAGGUGGCGCUGGCCCUCGACGGGUUCGCCGACGUGGACCCGAACUCCGAGUUUGGUAUGAGACUCCUGAGGAGGCGGGAAAGGUGUUGGAUCGCUCUGUUCGUGUUGGAGCGAGGGAUGUGCCUGGCGAGGGGCCGCUGUUACACUCUACCCAUCACUCCCAUCCUUCGGGGGUGCGAUCAGUGGCACCUUUCGAAUAUCGCGGAUGCCAUGGAUGGGCAUCUGGUGUCGAUGGCGGUCUUACGAAGGGACCUGGAUGAGCUCUUCUCCUCAAUCAGGACCCUCUGCGACGAAUCAAGGGACGGCCGGGUGGACGGAGCCAUGGUUGCGCGAUCAAUUCAGAUGAUGGUAGAAAAGUUCUUUGACGAGUGGCAUGCCAAAUGGGGCAUCUCCAUCGGCAGCGGGCCCCAACACCGGCUACCCCCUUACGUCCAGAUCCUAGUCACGCACACUCGCCUCUCCAUCUACAGCACAGUCAUCAACCACCCGACGGCGCCGACCGAGGUUCGCCACUUCUUCCACGCAGCGGGGCUCUCAUCAGCCCUGAACGUCAUGCGAGCCGCGAUCCAGGGCGAAGGGCAGCUGUCGAGCAUGCCCAACAACACGGCGAUCAUGAUAUCCUUCGCGGCGUGCUUCGCGUUGCGCUUGAGCGGCCAGUUUGCGGGCAAUUCGAACCUUGCGCCCAGCGUCCGGACGCUGAUUGGUGAGACGGCCGAGGUUCUGGAGCGCAUAGGCUCGACUACGGAGCAUCGCAAUGGCAUGUCGACGCUGUAUGGCAAAUACCUCAAGUACAUUGUUAAGAAGGCUGCUGCUGCUGCGCCGGCCCCGUCUGAGAACGGGACGAGGCCGCGUGCGGGGACGCAACCGGAGAUGCUUUCUCGCCACCACCCGGCGGCCGCGUACGCGCGAGGGAACAACGCUCGCGCCAGCUUCAGUGUGGCCGACACUAUCCACCGUAGCCCGCCCGUCUCGAACUUCAUGGAGCCGCCGCUGUGGUCGGAGCCGGUCCAGUUCUCGUCCAUGUCUGACGACCAGAUCGUCGAAGCACUGAGCAGGGUCAAUAACGAGUUCGACCCGGGGCUGAGCAUGUACCCUUGGGACGACGCUGCUGCUUUGGACUGGCUAAAUUGGUCUAAUCUACCUGACUUUGGAACCUGAGUACAAAUGUUUGCACAAGUCAAGCAGUUGCACGGGCGGGCGUUGAGGCCGUCAGAUUGACCAGGUCCUGCAACUUCUCCAUGAACACAAAUGUCAAGACGGUAUGUGGCCUGGUCGGGUGUCAGUUAAACGCCGAGGCUGGGAAGGGUAA
This is a messenger RNA of Thermothelomyces thermophilus ATCC 42464, 2338 nucleotides long. RefSeq lists its product as uncharacterized. Gene Ontology annotation, biological process: regulation of DNA-templated transcription. The record is from RefSeq and is a predicted model, not a curated record. Lineage: Eukaryota; Fungi; Ascomycota; Sordariomycetes; Sordariales; Chaetomiaceae. The coding region runs from base 16 to 2187 and encodes 723 amino acids. Gene Ontology annotation, molecular function: DNA-binding transcription factor activity, RNA polymerase II-specific; transcription cis-regulatory region binding. Gene Ontology annotation, cellular component: nucleus. The transcript has 3 exons.